Zootoca vivipara (common lizard) is the source of this 713-nucleotide messenger RNA. RefSeq names its product zinc finger protein 706 (gene ZNF706). The record is from RefSeq and is a predicted model, not a curated record. Lineage: Eukaryota; Metazoa; Chordata; Lepidosauria; Squamata; Lacertidae.
UCGCCGCCGCCGCUGACGGACGGGCAGGGAGACGGACGCCGAGAGAUUCCGUCCCUCACACGCACGGGCUCCUCCAUCCUCACGGGCAGGCGGCGGCAGCUGCUGCUGUUGGGCCGCGCGGAGCCUUCCGUAGCCGUCGACGGACGCCUCGCAGGCGGGACCCCCACAGCCCGGAUAUGGCUCGUGGACAACAGAAGAUCCAGUCACAGCAGAAGAAUGCCAAAAAGCAAGCUGGGGCAAAGAAGAAACAAGGCCAUGAUCAGAAGGCUGCAGCUAAAGCUGCUCUAAUAUACACCUGCACCGUCUGUAGGACACAGAUGCCAGAUCCUAAGACCUUCAAACAGCACUUUGAGAGCAAGCAUCCGAAGACUCCGCUCCCUCCAGAACUCGCAGAUGUUGAGGCAUAAAAGCUCACAGGUGAAUUCAUGGAACCUAUUGACUCUUCUAUUGUCAGACAUUGCAUAACAAACCUGCAGCUGCUUUUCUAACAAACUGUUGAUCAGCAAAAAUGAAGGGGCUAUAGAAACAUUCAUAUUUUUAUGCUGUUCCUCUUGGGCGUCAUGUAAAGAUGAAUCUAUGUAACUGUACAGUUGUGCCCUACUUGGAAAUCUGAAAAUUGGUUCAUUCUUAAAUUUUUUACAGUUGUAAUUAUAUUGAUGUUCAUAUUGUGUAAAAUAACUCAUUUAAUAAAAUAGUACUUUGAUUUUACAAUA